CUUUCCCUUACUCCUUCACUCACACAUUUACACACUCAUGCACCCUCCUCCAGGUGCCUGGACCACUUUGGCUGAGCUACCUGCAGAAUACUUUCUCUCUAACUCUUUCUAACACACCAACUGAACCAUGGCCUGGGUGCACAUUGUUCUGCUGACCCUGCUGCCCACCAUCCUCAUCCUCACUGUGUUGUCUGAGGUAGAGGGUGCAGCAGUAAAGGAUGAAAAAGACAGUGAGGCUAGUGGACCCUCUAAGCGAGUUUUCAUGCCAGCAUCAGAUGCUUCCAACUUCUUCAAACGCCGUGGCCGCAGAUCCCCAAAAUCCCAUGCUGAGUAUUUUGCUGAGCAGAGAGUGCAGUUGGCGCAGGCAGAGCGCAGGAGGGAGUACUAUGAGGAACAGAGCAACGAGUAUGAGAACCAUGUGGAGGAAUCGCGAGACGAGCAGCACGAGAGGACCCGGGAGACGAUGGAUCAGUGGCGGCAGUAUCACUAUGAUGGACAGUACCCACGAUACCCCCACCACCGCCCAUAUUACUGAGCAUGCUCCAUCAGUCCACGACAUGUGCAUCACUCUGAAAUGUAACAUUUUUACUGGGUCUGAUGCUCACUUCCCCCAAAAUAUCUUAUAUUUCUAGCUUUUAUAUAUAUAUAUGUAGAUGUAUAUCUUACAAGUGCAAUACCAUCUCUUUAGAUUAUAUAGAUUAAACCUAAACCUAGACUAAAAAGAGUUUGGAAUGAUCAUUCACUGUGUGCUCUGCAAUUUAUUCCAAUUUAGACUCUGUUUAAUCCAUGUGUGGGAAACUGGCCCAAGGUUAAAACGUGGUAAAGUCAUUUACUCAGCAUAUAUUUCCUUUAAAGAUGUAAUCUGAUCUGAAUUUGGACUAUUUCCUGUUUUAACUAGAAUCAAAAAACAGUGCCUUCUUA
This is a messenger RNA of Astyanax mexicanus (Mexican tetra), 921 nucleotides long. RefSeq names its product upper zone of growth plate and cartilage matrix associated a (gene ucmaa). Gene Ontology annotation, biological process: regulation of osteoblast differentiation; embryonic skeletal system development. Gene Ontology annotation, cellular component: extracellular matrix. The record is from RefSeq and is a predicted model, not a curated record. NCBI's taxonomy places the organism in Eukaryota, Metazoa, Chordata, Actinopteri, Characiformes, Acestrorhamphidae. The coding region runs from base 128 to 535 and encodes 135 amino acids. The transcript is spliced from 5 exons.